GCUUGGGAAUGGGUCCGCGCGAUUCAGUUUAGCUUAAAGAAUCGGCGAAAAAUGAAGACUAUUUGCUUACUUUUGCUGUUCGCCCUGUUGGCUGUUGUCUAUGCUGCCCCAGCACCCGCAGCCUCUCCCGACGAGCCCACCGUUAACAUCCUGAGAUACAGAAACGAUCAGGAACUGGAGAACAUACAGCGUGCCAUAAUUGCGCAAUACGAGGGUCAACUGGGCGGCACCACACAGAUUCAUGCACCACGCACCGCAAAUGUCGUCAAUCCCCACACCCUAGGCAUCCACAUUUAAAU
Drosophila hydei is the source of this 299-nucleotide messenger RNA. RefSeq lists its product as uncharacterized. The transcript is spliced from 2 exons. The record is from RefSeq and is a predicted model, not a curated record. The coding region runs from base 52 to 297 and encodes 81 amino acids. NCBI's taxonomy places the organism in Eukaryota, Metazoa, Arthropoda, Insecta, Diptera, Drosophilidae.